GCGCGGAGUCGGUUGCAGCCGGCGCGUUGGGGAGCUGGAGGCGGCGCUGUGUUGCCCGUUAUCCCGGGCUCGCAAGCGGAUCGCAGCCAAACGUGAGAACAUGGCGGUGGGGCAGCGGAGGAUCGAGGCCCGGGACCGAGCCUGUGCCGCGGCGGCUGGCUGGCCUUCUGGAAGUUUCGCCAAGCCGGGCUGCGGGCUGGCCGGCUGGUUGUCGCUGCUGCUGUUGCUGGCGGCGCUGAGCGUGUGCCUGUGCGGCGGGCCCGGCGCCCAGGGCAAGGAGUGCGAGAAGCCGUGCGUGCACGGCAGCUGCAGCGCGUCCACCGGCCAGUGCGUGUGUCAGGCCGGCUGGGUCGGCGAGUCGUGUCAGCACUGCGGCGGCAGGUUCAAAUUAACUGGAGACUUCGGAUAUCUUACCGAUGGACCAGGGAACUACAAAUAUAAAACAAAGUGUACAUGGCUUAUUGAAGGACAGCCAAACACUAUAUUGAGACUUCGCUUCAUUCACUUUGCUACAGAGUGCAGCUGGGACCAUUUGUAUGUCUAUGAUGGGGACUCUGUUUAUGCACCACUGUUAGCUGUGUUCAGUGGUUUGAUCGUACCUGAGAAGAAUGGGAACGGGACAAUACCAGAAGUUGUUUCACGAUCUGGAUAUGCUUUGCUACAUUUUUUCAGUGACGCUGCAUAUAAUUUGACUGGAUUUAACAUCACAUAUAACAUCAACUCUUGCCCAAACAACUGUUCAGGACAUGGAAAAUGUGUGGAAGGAGCGGACAAUACCACUGUGCAAUGUCUGUGUGAAGAACAUUGGAAAGGAGAAUCAUGUGAUAUAUCUUACUGCUUAAGUGAUUGUGGAUAUCCAAAUCGUGGUAACUGUGACUUGAAUGAUACAAAAGCUUGUAUAUGCUACGAUGGGUGGCAAGGCCCUGACUGCUCGCUUACAGCUAAUGCGUCAUUUUGGGAAAGGGAAGAAUAUGACGUUCCGAUGCUUGCCCGGGCUUCCCACAAGGCUGUUGUUAGUGACAAUGUCAUGUGGGUUAUUGGAGGUUAUGUGUUCAAUUACUCGGAGUACCAGAUGGUUGCAGCAUAUGAUUUAAGAGAACUGAAAUGGCAUAAAUUGAAGAAAUCUGCAGACCGAGUCAUUGGGCGAUAUGGGCACUCUGUGGCUUUGUACAAGGAUAAAAUUUACAUGUAUGGAGGUAAAAUUGAUUCAACAGGAAAUAUCACGAACCAGCUGUGGGUGUUUCACAUUCACAAUCAGUCAUGGAUGCAACUGAGUCCGAAGGCAAAGCAGCAAUAUGCAGUGGUGGGCCACUCUGCACAUAUAGUAAUGUUGAAAGAUGGUAGUAUUGUGAUGUUGGUCAUCUUCGGCUACUGUCCACUGUAUGGAUAUGUCAGCAAGAUACAAGCAUAUAAUCUUGGUAAAAAUACAUGGAAUAUACUGCAAACCAACGGGGCCUUGGUUCAAGGAGGCUAUGGUCACAGCAGUGUUUAUGACUAUAAGACACGAGCUAUUUACAUACAUGGAGGAUAUAAAGCUGUCAGUGCAAAUAAAUACGGCCUCAGGGAUGACCUAUACAAGUAUGAUGUGGAUAAAUGCAGUUGGGUAAUUUUGAAGGACAGAGGCUUCUUCCGUUAUCUUCACACAGCCAUUAUUAUAAGUGGGACGAUGUUGGUAUUUGGUGGUAACACUCACAAUGACACUUCAAUGAGCCACGGGGCUAAAUGCUUCUCUUCAGACUUCAUGGCUUAUGAUUUGGCAUGUGAUGAAUGGACCGUGCUGCCUACACCUGAUCUUCCUCAUGACGUAAAUCGGUUUGGUCACUCGGCUGUAUUCAGUAAUGGCACAAUGUACAUUUUUGGUGGAUUUAACAGUCUUCUUUUGAGUGAUGUGUUGAUGAUCACGGUACCCAAAUGUGAUGUUUUCUCUGAUGAGGAGUCAUGCCUUGUGGCAGUACCUGAAAUCCGUUGUGUAUGGAGCACCAAUAUGUCACAAUGUGUGCCCUGGGAAAUGGCAACAGGAGUGGAAAAGAUUAUGAGAACGUGUCAAAACAAGACGUAUGCAGAUGAUGAAAAGUGUGAUCAGUAUACUGAUUGCUACAGCUGCACAGUCAAUACAAAUGGUUGUCAAUGGUGUCAUGACAAAUGCCUGUCAAAGAACAGUAACUGCACAGAAGCCUCUGGACCAGUUGAGAGUUUUGGAUCGUGCCCGAAAGAUAAACCCGAGUAUGUUUGCAACAAGCUGACUAGCUGCAAAAGUUGUGCCAUGGACCAAAACUGUCAGUGGGAACCGAGAAAUCAAGAAUGCAUUCCACUACCUGAAACAAUCUGUGGAGAGAACUGGCACUUAGUGGGCAACUCGUGUCUGACAAUCACCACUUCAAAAGAUAGCUAUGAUAAUGCAAAGCUGUUCUGCAGAGGUCAGAAAGCUGCAUUAGUCUCACUUACGUCGCAGAAGAAAGUCGAAUUUGUUCUGAAGGAAUUGCAAAUCAUGCAUGUGUUGCGCAAAACACCAAUAACCCCUUGGGUUGGAUUACGGAAAAUAAAUGUUUCUUACUGGUGCUGGGAAGAUAUGUCACCCUUCACGAACACAUCACUGGCAUGGAUGAUCGAGGAGCCAAGUGACGCAGGGUUUUGUGGCUACUUGGCAGAACCAAACUAUGCUGGUUUGAAAGCAGCUACCUGCAUCAAUUUAGUGAAUGGAAGUGUGUGUGAAAGACCAGCAAACCACAGUGCCAUUCAGUGUCGUACGCCAUGUGCAUUGCGAACAGGGUGCACUGAAUGUACAAAUUCGAACACGGAGUGUAUGUGGUGCAGUAACAUGAAGCAAUGUGUUGAUGCCAAUGCGUAUGUGGCUUCCUUUCCUUUUGGGCAAUGCAUGGAAUGGUCUACUUCCAACAACUGUUCACCUGAGAAUUGUUCUGGUUACCGUACGUGCAGUCAUUGUUUGGAGCAGCCUGGAUGUGGAUGGUGUACUGACCCCAGCAAUACAGGAAAAGGACAGUGUAUAGAAGGAUCUUAUCGUGGACCAAUGAAAAUCUCCACAGUAAACACUCCCUAUAUACCCACUCUGAAUGUCAGCAUGUGUCCUGCAGAAACAAACUACAACUGGUCCUUUAUCCAGUGUCCAGCUUGUCAGUGUAAUGGCCAUAGCAAGUGUGUAAAUGAGAGCAUCUGUGAGAAGUGUGAAGACCUAACAACUGGCAACCACUGUGAUACUUGCAUAUCUGGUUACUACGGUGACCCUACGAAUGGAGGGAGUUGCCAGUCCUGCAAGUGCAAUGGACACGCAUCCAUCUGUGAUACCAAGACAGGAAAAUGCUUCUGCACGACUAAAGGAAUCAAAGGGGACAAGUGUCAGCUAUGUGAUGUGGAAACACGAUACCAGGGAAACCCUUUGAAAGGAACUUGUUACUACACUCUGUUGAUUGACUAUCAGUUCACCUUCAGUCUCUCUCAGGAGGAUGAUCGUUACUACACAGCCAUUAACUUUGUAGCCACCCCUGAGGAACAAAACCGCGACCUGGAUAUGUUUAUCAACGCAUCAAAAAAUUUCAACCUGAACAUAACGUGGUCAAGUAGUUUCAUGGCAGGCACACCGCCUGGAGAAGAAAUACCGAUUGUUUCAAAGACAAACAUCAAGGAAUACAAGGAUAGUUUCUCCAAUGAGAAGUUUGACUUCCGCAACAACCCAAAUAUAACGUUCUUUGUGUAUGUAAACAAUUUCACCUGGCCGAUUAAGAUACAGAUCGCCUUUUCUCAGCAUAACAACUUCAUGGACCUUGUGCAGUUCUUUGUCACAUUUUUCAGUUGUUUUCUGUCAUUAUUGUUGGUGGCCGCUGUGGUCUGGAAGAUUAAGCAAAGCUGUUGGGCAUCAAGGAGGAGAGAGCAACUUCUACGAGAGAUGCAGCAAAUGGCUAGUCGCCCUUUUGCCACUAUCAAUGUUGCCUUGGAGACAGAAGAGGAACCGCCUGAUCUUAUUGGAGGAAGCAUCAAGAGUAUCCCAAAACCCAUAGCAUUAGAGCCAUGCUUUGGCAAUAAGGCAGCUAUCCUGUCAAUAUUUGUACGGCUACCAAGAGGACUGGGAGGAAUCCCACCACCUGGACAGUCAGGUCUUGCUGUAGCCAGUGCAUUAGUAGACAUUUCACAGCAGAAGUCCAUGGAUCACAAAGAAAAAUCUGGAGCAAUGCGAAAUAGGAAACACCUUUCUCCUGCACAGCCAGGCACCUGCAUUUGACACUGAGAAGCCUCAUUUGUCGAUCCUGAAGAAUUUUUUUUUAAAGGAAGAAAACUUAGCUUGAGGAGCCAGUCCACUUCUGUUCUGAGAUUGUGGCCAAAAAUAAAUCUAAAACCAUUUUGAGAAACACCGAAAUCUCCAUCUGCCCCCCUCUGCAUGUCUGUGAUCUUUUUUUAACUGAAGAUUAUGUGCUCGUAACUAUGUUUCCAAGACCAUGUUUUCUCAUCAGACCACUUUUUUUUGUUUGCAUUCACUUAGUAGGGAAAAAAGGCAUAAAUUAGAAUUGUCCGGAGAAACACGAAACAACGAUCAAAGUCAACAUCUGGAUUUUAAACACACUGGUUCUUCAGAAGGCAUUUUGGAUGGAGGAGGACCAGAGAGGACUUUAUAUCAAGUCAAGUCAAGUCGCUUUUUAUUGUCAUUUCGACCAUAAACUGCUGGUACAGUCCACAGUAAAAACGAAACAGUGUUCCUCCAGGACCAUGGUGCUACAUGAAACAACACAAAA
Mobula hypostoma (lesser devil ray) is the source of this 4742-nucleotide messenger RNA. It is a transcript of the gene atrn, whose product is annotated as attractin. Bases 101 to 4234 code for a protein of 1377 amino acids. NCBI's taxonomy places the organism in Eukaryota, Metazoa, Chordata, Chondrichthyes, Myliobatiformes, Myliobatidae. The transcript has 29 exons. The record is from RefSeq and is a predicted model, not a curated record. Gene Ontology annotation, cellular component: Golgi apparatus. Gene Ontology annotation, molecular function: protein binding.